Messenger RNA from Macrosteles quadrilineatus (aster leafhopper), 6312 nucleotides. RefSeq names its product protein melted-like. The transcript is spliced from 19 exons. Gene Ontology annotation, biological process: regulation of signal transduction. Gene Ontology annotation, molecular function: phosphatidylinositol-5-phosphate binding. The record is from RefSeq and is a predicted model, not a curated record. The coding region runs from base 192 to 2951 and encodes 919 amino acids. NCBI's taxonomy places the organism in Eukaryota, Metazoa, Arthropoda, Insecta, Hemiptera, Cicadellidae. Gene Ontology annotation, cellular component: plasma membrane.
CUUAAAUUUCAUGUGGCAUUUUUGAAACAUAUGAGUGUCAGAUAGAAAGUUUUGUUUACUUUUGGAAUUUGUACGAGUACGAGUUCAUUUCUCGUGGUGGGCUAAAUUUGAAACUCAGUCUUGUGAUUUAAUCGUUUGUACAAACGUGAGGACUGUUUUUAGAUAUAUUAUGGAACAGAAAUCGAUCAACCAUGCAUGAGCUAUUUACUCAAGUUCUAAGCAAGAAAGAUCUGUCUAAGGCUGGAGAUCUGUUUUCCUUGGCUGACCAAUCUAUAGUCAAUGAUUUGACGGAGGUAAUCAAUGCCAUCGCUGAGAUAACCAGUCUUCCAGACUACGUCAACAACAACAAUGAUCAGAGCGUCGUGGAGAUCUGUAUUACAAAGGCUACUUCGGCCAUCAGGGAGACAGGAUCCAUUGAGCAACAUGCCGAUGCUUUGGUAGCUUUGUUAGAGUCAUGUCUGAACUACAAUUUGAAGCCAUCAGCCAAAGACGAAGAUCCACCUCAUGCAAAAAUCUCAUCGGACAUCAUAUCAUGUAUAUUUUUAAAUUACAACAAGAAAGAGGUGAUGAAGAGGGCGUUGCCUGUCGCAGUCAAGUUCUUGCACAAAGGCAACCGCGAGUUGUCCCGCAACAUGGCUCCAUACCUUUCACUGGCAGCCAUUGACAAUGCUGACCUUCUGUCCAAACACAUUCAGCUGAUCAUCGACUCCAUCAUAUCAGGUAACUACCCACUAUGCCGUGUGUUGCCUCAGAUCUACGCAGUUGCCAAGGAGCCGAUCCACGACCACGCGAUGGCUCUUGUCUCACUCUUGCCGCAGUGUGAUCUCUCUGAUAAGUUGGCGCUUCUGCAACUCUUUGCGCACAUUGCAGACAACAAGCCUUCGCUGCUAGAGGCUUCUCUACCCCAGCUGUGCGAAUACCUGAGUCCCAGCACUACAGUGACAGCCACUCUAACAGUUCUACUACACCUGGCUAACAAGAGGGCACAGAUGUUGGUGGACUACGUACCCAAGGUGAAGCAGGCUGCCGAGUGUCACACCAACGCUCUGUGUCUAGCCGCACAAGUAAUCUCGGCCGUCGGGAAACUUAGCAAGGAAAGAGCGGAGGACGCGUUGAACUUUGUGCUGGAACAUCUGUCCAAAGCCGACCGCACGCAUCAGAGUAUGUUGUUGAAGGAAGCAACGCUGUUGUGUUCCAGCUAUCCUGUGUUGUUCACUGAGAAAAUGCUCGCUCAGGUUUACAAAAACAAGAACACCUCCAGUUCUCAGGUGAACCAGACAUCGGCAGGAGUGACCAUUGUAAAGGUCGGCGGCCAAACUACUAACAACAACAACAACAGUAACACCAACAACAACAACCUCAUCAACAAUAAUGUAUUGACAAUGGUUAAACCCAGCCUUACGUCUACAGCACACCACCAUCUCAACAUGACAAGGGACUCGGGUGGAAGACAAGAGACCAGUAGAAUAGUGAUCACUCCCAGACCUAGGCUGGGUCCAGACAGCCGCAGCACCAGUAGGCUACACUCUGCAGCUCACCGCAGCAUGACUCGGCUCAACAUUGUAAACAACAGCAGGAUCGGUCUUCACAAGAGUAUGACGAGAUUGAGUUCCAGUCAGCAGAUCAAUCAACCUUCACAUCAGGUUACUACAGUGACAACAAUCAACGGAGCAAGGCAUUACAGUCUGGCCCCAAACAAAGUGUCUAGCGGAGGUGUCUCAGUUACCACCAAGGCAGCUAGCAAUAACGUAUCAGACUCCACAGUGACGGUCAGUACUGCACCGCCUCUUCAUACUACAUCAGUGAGUACGACCCACACGCUUCCGCACAGCUCCAGUAGUUCACCUCUGUCCCAAUCUGUAGUGUCUACUCUUCCGUCCACCAACGCUCUGCACUCCUUAGUAGCUUCUACGACAGGAGCCGUUUCAGUAACACAAACUCUACCUGUGACUGUGAUGAGUCAUGUGGUCUGUCCGAGGAGAACCAAUACUAGUGUGACACUCAUCAACCAAUCACAACACUCCAUCACACAGAGAAUCAGUGUGUUUGAGCCCUACCCCAUGCGAGACACUGUUCAGCAUUUCUGUGAGAAACACCUGGACAAGAUUAAAGCCUACAUGGAGAAAGUAUCAGUCAGGAUACCACCGCCUGCCAAGUGCACUAUUGAAGAGAGACGAGCCAAGAAGCUGGCCAAGCUACAUUUCGCCUGUCAGGGUCGUGGAGAGCAUUGUCUGUACAGCAGGACUUUCUUCACCAUGAGGACACGCAACCCUCGAGUGUGGAUACAUCUCAUGUUCCUCGCACUCCAGGCUCGGUCCCCCUCCGCGCUCAGCUCCAGGGACAGCUCCGUCUCCAGCCUCAAGAACUGCUGGGACAUCCUCAAGUGUGAGAAUAAGACGUUCCUUACACUUGUCACCUCUGCGUUCCCCUGCGCCAAGGACCAGGAAGCAGUACUGAAUGAGCUUAGACACACAGGGUUUUGUGACGUGUUCUCACACAUCGUUCGCACCAACGCGGCCGGGGAGUCCACCAAUGUCUGGGGCUGUUUUCUCUGCAACCAUCCGGAGAGAGCGGUCGGCUUCCUACAGGACUCUCAGCCGGUCAUUGAGGGACAGCUCAAGGAGAAAAAGGGACGGUGGAAGAUCUUCCGAAGAUGGCGGACUCGCUACUUUACUCUCAGCGGUGCUCAUCUGUCCUACAAGGGCUCGAAGGACGAUAAAGAGGUGACGCCUAUCGACGUUCACCAGAUCAGGUCUGUCAAAGUGAGUCGAGGAGCUCGCAACAUACCUAAGGCCUUCGAGAUCUUCACUGGCGACCACUCGCUCAUACUCAAGCCGAAGGGCGGCAAGAAUGCGGAGGAGUGGGUACAAUGUCUGUCUGUCGUGGUGGCACACUCGCAAGCUAAAGACGUUCCGACUAGAGGCUCGAGUCUGGUGCGAACAUCCGUCUGAUAAAGGUGGAAUGAGUGUUCACUUGAUUCGUAUAAACGGAUACGAAUUUGCAGCUAUAAGUGUUGUGGGUAGUGGUGUUUUGUUGUUUCUGGACCAAGGUAGGAAACGAUUAGGUGAAAUGAAAAGGAAACUAUAUUACUAGGUAAAAUUUUUUGUUUGUAGUGUAACGUUUGUUCAAAUAACAAAGGAUGCCAGGUAUAGGGCCUUCCUGUUGCGAAAGGUUUGUAUUCAUUAACGGCAGGUAGGCCCUAUCCCCAACCGCCUUCAAUGUUUGAACAAACUAUAGUUUAUGAUAUUAAUUGUCUCUCGCAUUGGUUCAGAAGUGGCAAAAAACAAUUACUGUUCGUGUUGGUCAUUGUGAACAAAGAGAAUCCAUUUGUAGUCCCUCCAUUAAUGCGUAAAUGAAUCCACAAUACCUCUUGAAAUACACCAUAAAAAUUGAGUGUGUGAAAAUUGAAUUGAAUAAAUUUAGGUUCUAGGGUUGAUGCCUGAAGGGGUUGAACAGGAAUCCAGUUGCCUUUGCCUUGGUUUACAUAGGUAUGAUGUUUAUGAAAUUAAAUCAAUCCAAUAAGUAUUAGCGUUAGGUACCAGACACAAACACUAUUCGUUCCCUUGAAAUGACACAUUGUAUUGUGUUAAGUCUUUUGAUAUAGGCUAAGAAUUACAGUUGUUCAAAAUUAUGAAUAAUUGGGUUGUAAAAUUUGUCAUCUUAUUUAUUAAACGUGUAACAUUUUAGGACUGAGUAUGGCACAUCUAGAAUUUGAUGUUAAUUGAUAAGUCGAUAGAUAAAUUGCUAGUAUUAUCUGUAUUACCUUACUUAAUAUUCAAACCAAACUAAAAUAAAAUUAUGGAAUGUUUCAUUAUUCAUUUAAUAGUAAAUUACAAUCUUAGUUGUUUGUGCCUUAUCCAUGUGUGUGGCUAUUCCAUGUGACAAUUUUUUAGAUUGUUAACUUAUUAUUGUUACCUGUUUUUUUCUGAUGUGUAGAUGCAUGAAAAAUAGUUAUUGUAUUAGUGCAGUUUGUACAACCUCAGGCUGCUAAAAUAUUUAUAUUCAAUGGAGAAAAAAUACCAAGACUGGUGUAAAUCAAGCCUUACGUAUUUAAAAUUUAACUGUUGUUGUACAUAAACAUUAAAUAUUUAUACACCAAUAGUAUCUUUGUUUCUAUUACGGUACAGUUAGAAUAUCCCUGCUGCAGCAAAUCUGCAGGCUAAAAAAAAUUUGAUUUGCCUAAAUGGAUUUUCACUUAAAUAUUACCUUAAACGUGUCAGAUUUAUUCGCUGUUUGGAUGAUAUUAAUUUUAACGUGUUCUUAGGUUUUAUACUACAGAGAAGGUAAUAAAGUGUGUUUUUCACAAAAUUUUAAUACAAAUUUUUACCCCAUAAGAAAGAACCCGUUCCAAAAUAGUCUGAUCAUGCUGGAUUGUGAACUCGUUCAAAUAAAUGCAUUCUUACACAUUUUGUACCAAAUUUAAUGGAAAUCUCAUAAUUUUUCUCAUAUUUGUACAAAUUUAAACAGAUUGUGUCUUUGGCCUCUGAGCACAUCAAAACAAAAAUAAAUCUAUCCCUGGUCUAGGUCUUACCAUGAGACUUGUGGUAAUAGGUAGCUUAUUCCCUAUAUGGGAAAUUUGGUAAAAAUCAAGCCUUAAUUCAGUGAGUUUAUUUACAAGGCUGAAAACCAAAAGAAUACAGUGUUACCAAAAGAAACAUUUACAUUCCAGGAUUCCAGAAAGGGUUUUUAUUAAGUCUUGUCAAUUUAUAUCAAUAUAGUGCUUCCACAAUAUAGCCAAUUGCAAAGUCAUUAACUUAAAUUUAUAACUAUGGUAGUACGUAAAAUUUGUAUUGCUACUAACAAAUACUUGACAAAUGAAGGCCUGUAAACAAUGUGAUAAUCUUUAGUAGACGUAGGUCAUUUUUUUAAGUGAAUAAACAUUUUUUAUAGUAAUUGAAUUGAUGUACGUGUGUGAUAUGUUUGUUUCAUAAAGUAGAAACUAAACAAGCUUUGAGGUAGUGCUAAAAAGUUAACAGAGAUUUCUAACAUCAGGAGUCAUGGAAAGGAAAUAUUUAAAGUUUUUACUCUACCUCAUGCAUUGUAUUAUAAUUAUAUACUUGUAAUUUUUAUACAAUAACCAGGGUUUUUUAUAUGUAUUAGUACCGUAAUAUCUAAAUAACAAAAUUAAUAGUUUUUUUGUAGAUAUAAAUACUUUCUAUACAAUAAAUUAAUAGUUUAAAUUUAGCGAUGCUUUUUCAUAAUGCAAAGAACAUAGGUUUUAUUCUCAUGAAUAGUAAAUAUGACAAGCAUUUUUAUUUACUUCCAAAGAGUGUUAGACCAAAGUAUCUUAUUUCAUUAUUUCACAUUGAUUUCCCAUCAUUAAAUGUUCUUUCUUCAAUCAAUACCAUUCACAAAAAUGAUCCAUCAUCAUCUUGAUUUAUAAACAGAUACAUGGUCAGUUUUAUCUGUUUAUUUCAAUUGUAAAUAUUUGUGAUAUGUAAAGAUUAUAUUAGAAUUUAGCGAUUUUGUAGUGAUAAAUUUAAUUAUCUAGUGCUUUUAGAAGGAAUACAGUAGCGUAGUUAUUUUUGUAUGACGACCGUUUCAAAACAUAUCAUAAAUAACUUUCAUACAAUCAUAAAAUUAAAAAUGUUGAUUUUUACUUAGAGACUUUGGAAUUUAAAGUUUUUUAAACACUAUUGAAAUUUGGUUUUCAAACAAAUUUCACUGUCAGACGACACACUCCAUUGUGAAAUGGCAUCCUUAGCUAGGGUGUAGUUGGGAUUGGUUUUUCAAUUUACUUUAGGCUAGACCUAGGGGUCGCGGCAUUAUCACUUGAUAAAAAUCCAUUGUUGAUUGGCGGGAUUUGAACCCGGCACCUCAGGGACCAAAGUCCUGCGCUCUACCACUAGAUAGCUUGUUCCUCUUUGCCAGAUACUGGAAUGCUGGAUUAAUCAUAGAAAAACUUUGUAUUAGCUCCCAGGGCAGCUCGUAUUUCUGCAUUGCAGCUUACCAAUAAUAUCACUCCCUCCCUACCUUAAAUGGACUAGUAGAUUUAGUCUCACCCUAGGUGUUGAGGAUGCCACUAGAGUAAAAAAUCUGGCAGUGAAUUUUAUCUAGAAAUUCUGUUGACAAAAAAAAAAACAUAAAAACGUAUGUAUGGAGAUUAAAUACCAUAUAAUCAGUACUUCUGGUACCUACUAAGCUUAUUUAGUGCUUUCUUCUCAUUUACCAUAUUACAUAUCAUUACGAUUAACGUAGUUUGUACUCAUAUUAAUCCAUGGGGUGAAUAUGGUGAUAUGCAUACUUAACAAUAUUGAUUAUAUAUAAUUAUGGUUGUAGUACAUAUUAAAUUAAUUUACUCAUACACUUUUA